AUGGAAGAACUUCUUAAAGCUGGUGUGUUUAUAGAUGAAAUCUACACCGUGCGAGUUGAGCAUCCAAACCUUUCCAGUAGCAAAAUAAAGUUUAAACAAGAAUGCUUUAAAUACAGCAAAGCAUUCACAAUUUUUAAAAAGUUUGUGUUUAAUUAUUGUAAUAUAUCUAAAAUCUUUGCUAACGAUGUCGAUAUGGAAAAACUGCGCGCUUUUGGUACACAAAAUCAAUUAAAAACGGCAUUUAUUCAGCGCCAGAGUAUGCAGCAAGUCUAUCAAUAUGAGAUAUUUGAGCAAACGGUAGAACUUGAUCGCUUAAAAGGCGAAUUGCAGUUUUUACAGCGAAUUGAAACUGACAAACAUGAAAUAAAAAACAGUUUUUUUGUCAAUCAAUAUUAAAAUUAAAUCCGAUUACAAAGACGUUUUCCUUAUUUAGUUGAUAUUGUGUAAAAGGUUCUUGCGAUAACAUGUAAGACUGCAUAAUGGAACUUUUGUCGUUGAACAAUUAUAUGUCUUGCGAUUUUCACAACCGCUUACAUAG
Messenger RNA from Drosophila yakuba, 538 nucleotides. Its product is annotated as intraflagellar transport protein 20 homolog. The coding region runs from base 1 to 396 and encodes 131 amino acids. Lineage: Eukaryota; Metazoa; Arthropoda; Insecta; Diptera; Drosophilidae. The record is from RefSeq and is a predicted model, not a curated record. Gene Ontology annotation, biological process: intraciliary transport; protein localization to cilium; centrosome localization. The transcript has a single exon. Gene Ontology annotation, cellular component: centrosome; Golgi apparatus; intraciliary transport particle B.